AUGGCGGAGAUAGGUCAAGAAUCGGUGGAUUUUUCGACUCUGGUGAGUCGAGCUGCAGAGGAAUCAUACCUUUCUUUAAAGGAAUUGGUGGAGAAAUCGAAAUCUUCUGAAAUGUCGGAUUCUGAAAAGAAGAUUAGCAUACUCAAGUAUCUUGUUAAGACUCAGCAGCGUAUGCUCCGACUCAAUGUUCUCGCGCAGUGGUGCCAACAGGUACCACUGAUACAAUAUAGUCAACAACUUGCAUCAACGCUGUCAAGUCAUGAAACAUGCUUCACUCAAGCUGCAGAUUCAAUGUUUUUCAUGCACGAGGGACUACAACAAGCUCGUGCUCCAAUUUAUGAUGUUCCAUCUGCCAUUGAAGUUCUCCUUACAGGCACAUACCAACGUUUGCCAAAGUGCACAGAAGAUGUAGGCAUCCAAACCACAUUAACCGAGAAACAACAGAAACCUGUAUUAAAGAAAUUAGACACCAUAGUCAGAUCAAAACUACUCGAAACACCACUUCCCAAAGAGUUCACAGAAGUCAAGAUCUUUGAUGGAACAGUCCAUCUUUUUGUCCAAGGAGAGUUUAAGGUACUACUAACCCUUGGCUACCGUGGGCACCUUUCAAUGUGGAGAAUCUUGCAUUUAGAAGUACUUGUUGGUGAGAGAACUGGUUUAGUUAAGCUUGAAGAAAUGAGACGAUUUGUUCUUGGAGAUGAUUUGGAACGCAGAAUGGCAGCUUCUGAUACUCCAUUUGCAACUUUGUAUUCUAUUUUACAUGAAUUCUGUGUAGCUCUUAUUAUGGAUACUGUUAUAAGACAAGUUCAAGCACUAAGGGCAGGUAGAUGGAAAGAUGCAAUUCGGUUUGAACUCAUAUCUGAUGGUAGUUCAAGUCAAAGUUCUAUACAACUUGGUCAAGAUGGAGAGACUGAUUCUGGUGGUUUAAGGACUCCAGGGUUAAAGAUUCUUUACUGGUUGGAAUGUGAGAAGAACAGUGGGACAUCAGAUGCGGGUUCUUGUCCUUUUAUUAAGAUUGAACCAGGGUUAGACUUGCGGAUAAAGUGUCUACAUAGUUCAUUUGUCAUUGACCCUUUGACUAACAAGGAGGCAGAGUUUUCAAUUGACCAGAGCUGUAUUGAUGUUGAGAAAUUGCUGCUAAGAGCUAUAUGCUGUAAUAAGUAUACUCGUCUGCUUGAAAUUUAUAAAGAGUUGGGGCAAAAUAGUCAUAUUGGUCGAGCUGCAGGUGAUGUUCUUCUUCACACCCCAGUUGAUUCACCUGUUGAUGAGUACGAAAAGGACAACCAGUCAGAAUCUGAAGGACAGGAAGUACUACGUGUCCGUGCCUAUGGUUCAUCAUUUUUUACACUUGGAAUAAAUAUAAGGAGUGGGAGGUUUCUUCUUCAUUCAUCAAGAAGUACAGUUACAUCUUCAGCCUUAAGAGAAUGUGAGGAAGCACUAAAUCAAGGAAGUAUGACUGCAGCUGAAGCUUUCAUAAGCUUGAAAAGCAAAAGCUUACUUCAUUUAUUUGCAUGUAUUGGGAGGUUUUUAGGACUCCAGGUGUUUGAACACGGUUUUUCUCCAGUGAAAGUACCAAAACAAAUCUUAAACAGCUCCAACAUGCUUCUCAUGGGAUUCCCAGAUUGUGGGAGCUCUUAUUUCCUCCUAAUGCAACUCGAAGACAACUUUACCCCUAUUUUCAAGCUCUUAGAAACUCAACCAGAUCCAUCUGCAAAACACGAACCUUCUGGUAUCUCAAAUCUUGUCACACGUGCUAAAAACAUUGAUAUAAAUCAAAUGCACAUUCUUGAAAGUCAACCCAGUUUGACCCUUUCCCUAACAUCUGACCCCACUUCUGAUCAUACUCUUCUUUCUGAUUUGGGCAAUGAAACCUCUGCUUCUGCUUCUGCUUCUUCUUCUGGUCUUUUAUCGGUUUUUUCUUCUAUUGUGGAUGAAGUUUUUGACCAAGAAAGACGGUCAACUGCCCCUGGCUUUCCUGUUCAGACUUUUGUUAUGAAGAAACUUUCUGAUCAAGAUUCGGCUUCUAGAUCUCCACAUUCUGGUUUUAGAAAUUCUGUUGCUGGAACUUCAGCCUCACUAUCAGACUCUCCAAUCAGAUAUGAUCCCGGAUCAAGAAAACGUGCUUUAUUAGACAUGUUAGACUUACUCCCAUCACUCAAACCCUCAGAAACCCUUGAAGAACCCUCAAAAAGAAGGAAAAUUACCAAAAACCCCUCGGGGACACUCAGCAACAUGGAAAAAUACCGAUACGUAAACCUUAUAGCGGAAGCAAACAAAGGAGAUGCCCCAUCAAGUAUUUACGUUUCUGCCCUUCUUCACGUAGUCCGCCAUUGCUCUCUCUGCAUCAAACACGCCCGUUUGACCAGUCAAAUGGACGCCCUCGACAUUCCAUACGCUGAAGAAGUGGGCCUACGAAACGCAUCUUCAAACAUAUGGUUUCGACUCCCCUUUGCCCGAGGUGACACAUGGGAACAUAUUUGCUUGCGCUUGGGCAGCCCGGGCAGCAUGUAUUGGGACGUGAAAAUCAACGAUCAACACUUCAUGGACUUGUACGAACUUCAAAAGGGCAGCUCGGGCAACUCGGGCAGCUUUACCAUGCCUUGGGGUUCGGGUGUUAGGAUUGCGAAUACUUCCGAUAUUGAUUCGCAUAUUCGGUAUGAUUCCGAUGGUGUUGUGUUGACUUAUAAUUCGGUUGAAUCCGAUAGUAUUCGAAAGCUGGUUGCUGAUAUUGAAAGGCUAGCGAAUGCUCGGACUUUUGCUUUGGGAAUGAGGAAGCUACUUAUUGAUUCCGAUGAGAAAGACGAAAGCCGAAGUAAUUCCGAUUCCGGAGUUGGGAAGUAUCCGGAACAGAUGAGGAGGGCGUUUAAGAUUGAGGCCGUUGGGUUGAUGAGUUUGUGGUUUAGUUUUGGUUCCGGAGUUCUUGCAAGGUUUGUAGUGGAAUGGGAAUCGGGUAAAAAUGGAUGUACAAUGCAUGUUUCACCUGAUCAGCUUUGGCCUCAUACAAAGUUUUUGGAGGAUUUCAUCAAUGGGACGGAAGUUUCAUCUCUUUUGGACUGCAUCCGUCUGACAGCGGGACCCUUACAUGCCCUAGCAGCUGCAACACGUCCUGCCCGAGCUGCCCCUGUUUCUGGGGUCCCCAACACUGCACCUUCUUCAUCUCUCUCAAAACCAAACACAUACAACAACACUUCUUCACCUGCCGCCACAAAUCUCGGAACCCACACGGCGGCCAUGUUAACCGCCGCCACAGCCGCCGCCCGCGGCGGCCCCGGAAUCGUCCCGAGCUCUCUUCUACCAAUCGAUGUCUCGUUUGUUCUCCGUGGCCCGUAUUGGAUCCGAAUAAUAUACCGGAAAUAUUUCGCGGUGGACAUGCGGUGUUUCGCUGGAGACCAAGUCUGGCUGCAACCCGCCACCCCACCGAAGGGUGGCCCUACCGCCGGAGGGUCGCUACCUUGUCCCCAAUUCCGACCCUUCAUCAUGGAGCACGUUGCUCAGGAGUUAAACGGUUUAGACCCGAAUAAUUUCUCGGGUCAAGGAUCGACGAAUUCCAGUUCCGGUUUGAAUGGAAACAGAGUGAGUCCCGCCGGAAUCGCGCGUUCCGGGGUUCAACCGUUUAGUCGGGGUGCAACCGCGAUGCCGACAUCUUCGGGUUUAGGGAGCCCGGGAUUGGGGUUACGUAGGGCGCCUGGGGCGGUUGUUCCGGCUCAUGUUAGGGGGGAGCUGAAUACUGCUAUUAUCGGACUCGGUGAUGAUGGUGGUUAUGGUGGUGGGUGGGUCCCACUUGUUGCUCUUAAAAAGGUUCUUAGAGGGAUCCUCAAGUACCUUGGAGUUUUAUGGCUGUUUGCUCAGUUACCUGAGCUAUUGAAGGAGAUUCUCGGAUCCAUUUUGAAGGAUAAUGAAGGUGCACUGUUGAAUUUGGAUCAAGAGCAACCCGCUUUGCGCUUUUUUGUGGGUGGGUAUGUAUUUGCAGUGAGUGUCCACAGAGUCCAACUUCUUCUCCAAGUUUUAAGUGUAAAACGCUUCCAUCAUUCCCAACAACAACAAAACCAAAACCAACAACCAAACGCAAUCACAGCCCAAGAAGAGCUCACCCAAUCAGAAAUCAGCGAAAUCUGCGACUACUUCAGCCGCCGGGUCGCGUCGGAACCCUACGACGCGUCCCGUGUCGCCUCCUUCAUCACCCUCCUGACCCUCCCAAUCUCUGUCCUCCGCGAAUUCCUCAAACUCAUCGCGUGGAAAAAAUCCCUCGCGUCCCAGUCAGCAUCCGACACCCCGCCAGCUCAGCGAUCGCGAAUCGAACUCUGCCUCGAGAACCACACCGGAGUUGAGGCUCUGUCGCCGGAGAACGCAACCGGAAAUGGAAACGGAAACGGAAACUCUCCGGCGACGAAAAGUAAUAUACAUUAUGACCGGGGGCAUAAUGCGGUUGACUUUGGGUUGACGGUGGUGCUUGACCCGGCGCUUAUCCCACAUAUAAAUGCCGCUGGUGGUGCCGCUUGGUUGCCGUACUGUGUGUCGGUGAGGUUGAAGUAUUCGUUUGGGGAGAAUCCGAAUGUUGGGUUUCUUGGGAUGGAAGGGAGUCAUGGUGGGAGGUCGUGUUGGGUGAGGGUGGAGGAUUGGGAGUAUUGUAAGCAGAGGGUGGUCAGGACGGUGGAGAUGAAUGGUGGUGGUGGUGGUGAUGGGAGUCAGGGGAGGUUGAGGGUGGUGGCGGAUAAUGUUCAAAGAGCACUUCAUAUGUGUCUUCAAGGGUUGCGGGGUGGCGGUGUUGGUGGCGGUGGUGUUGGUGGAGGGAAUGUGACAUGACUGGAGAUGUGAUUUGGGUUGUUGGUUUGUUUGGUUGCUUACAUGUAGGGUAAAAGUUUUCCCUUUGUAUAGUGUGACUGUUUUGUUGUGUUUGUAUAAACAUUUUGUGUUUUUCCACCAUUUUGAACAAUAACAAAUAGUAGGUUUUUGCUGCUUUCAAGUGUCAUUCAAAGUAGAUAGUUAUUAGUAUGUUCUGAUAGGGUUUACUUUUAUUUAUAUAGAAAUAUUUGGUAAAAUUAGUUGCAUUUUUUUUUCAGAAAUAUGUAAUAUUAAAUAAGAUAAAAAUAAUAGGGUUUUGUUUUGGUCCAAAA
Lactuca saligna is the source of this 5114-nucleotide messenger RNA. Lineage: Eukaryota; Viridiplantae; Streptophyta; Magnoliopsida; Asterales; Asteraceae. The record is from the annotation of a GenBank genome assembly.